This is a messenger RNA of Humulus lupulus (European hop), 3471 nucleotides long. RefSeq lists its product as uncharacterized. NCBI's taxonomy places the organism in Eukaryota, Viridiplantae, Streptophyta, Magnoliopsida, Rosales, Cannabaceae. Gene Ontology annotation, molecular function: nucleic acid binding. Gene Ontology annotation, biological process: DNA integration. The coding region runs from base 1 to 3471 and encodes 1156 amino acids. The record is from RefSeq and is a predicted model, not a curated record. The transcript has 7 exons.
AUGAAGGCUAUAGCAAAUUGUGACAUAGCCAAGGAUGCAUGGGAUAAGCUACAAACUAAAAAUGAAGGAACAAAAAAUGUCAAAAAAUCUAGAUUGAGAUCUCUCACUACGGAAUUUGAAAAUUUAGCUAUGAGAGAUGAUGAGUCUGUCACUGAAUUUCAUGCUAGAUUAUGUGAUAUUACUAAUGAAUCUUUUGCUCUAGGUGAAACUUAUGCGGACUCCAAGCUUGUAAGAAUGGUGCUCGGAGCUCUCCCUAGAAAGUUCAAGUCAAAAGUUACUUCCAUUGAGGAAUGCCAUGAUGUUGAUACCCUUGAUUUGGAUGAGCUGAUUGGAUCUCUGCAGAACUAUGAACUCACCAUGAAAAGGUGGUCCAAAGAAAAGAAAGAAAAAAGGGUUUCUAGUGGAGUUGCUUUAUCUCACAAAGUUACCGAAAAUCUUUUUGUGGGAGAUUCUCUUGAGAAUUUAGAUGAGGAGAAGGUUGCACUGCUCGCAAAAAACUAUGCUAAGUUUUUGAGGAACAAUAUGAAAAAAGGCAGCAAUGAUUUCAAAGGAGAAAACUCAAGAAAACCACCUAAUUUUCCUCGAAAGACUACUCAUAUGGGAGAAAAAGAGAAAUCCAAAGGUGAAGAGGAUCAAAAAGCUGCAGAAGAGGAUAGUUCAGAUUUGGAAGAAAACUUUGUUGCUUUCACUGUUAAGACAUCAGAAACACCAUGUUCAGACACUGACUCAGAUGGAGUGUGUAGUGAUGAGGAUGACUUGGACCAGCAAACUGCCUAUGAACAAAUGUACAAUCAAUGGGUUAGCGUGAUAAAGAAAGCUAAAAGUCUGGAGAUUAAAGUGGGAGAACUUGAAGAAGAAAGGAGAAACUUGUUAGGAAAAGUUGAUUUUCUUACUUUGGACAUUGAAGAGAAGAGGGUUGCUCUAGAAGAAAUGCAAGAAAAGCUAGACUAUGCUAAUAAAACCAUUGAGACAUACACUGUUGGUCAAGAUUUAUUUGACAACAUGAUGGGAAUUGGUCAGUUUGCUAGAGAGAAACAUGGAGUUGGUUUCAAUCAACCAUUGGCUAUCAAAAAGAAAGAUAUCCCAAGUUCAUCUCAAAAAGUGCCUCCCAUUAGCCCUUCAUUUGUUGCUACUUCUAAAAAUUCUCCAGCCACAACAAAAUUUAUUCCUAUAUGCCAUUUCUGUGGAAAAAAGCGUCAUAUUUGUCCAAGAUAUAAGGCUCAAGUCUCUCUUGUUGGAAGAAAACAGUGGAGACCGAAAAAUGCUCAUACUAAGGCUCUUGUGGUUCAUACUUCUCUACUGGCUUGUAACAGUGACCAGUGGUACUUUGACAACGGGUGUUCUCGCCACAUGACCGGAAACAAGCAUCUUCUCACUAAUAUUUUGUCUUAUGUUGAGGGAUAUGUCACCUUUGGUGAUGGGAGCAAAGGUCGAAUCAUGGGAAGAGGGAAGUUGCAUCUACAUGGUUUACCUCCUCUGGAAAAUGUACUCUAUGUUGAAGGUUUGAAGGCUAACUUGAUAAGUGUUAGUCAAAUUUGUGACGAAGGGUGCAUGGUUCUUUUCUCCAAGACUGACUGUACUGUUGUUUCAACAUCUGGAAUCCAUGUCUUAACAAGGAUUAGAUCUAAUGACAAGUGUUAUCUCUUGAGAACCAACUUAGUGUGCAAUGAGGCAAAGACGGAUGAAACUGAACAGUGGCACUACAAGUUUGGUCAUCUGAAUUAUAGAGAUCUCGAAAGUCUAAGUGGCAAAAGAUAUGUUAUGGUGUGCGUGGAUGAUUACACUAGAUUCUCUUGGGUUAGAUUUCUUAGAGAAAAAUUUGACUCUUUUGAAAAUUUCAAGGGACUGUGCCUCUCUUUGCAAGCUGAAAAGGGUGAAAAGGUUAAGAAAGUGAUUCGUCUUAGAAGUGACCAUGGCAAGGAAUUUGAGAACAACAUCUUUGCUGAUUUUGGAAACCAAGAAGGGAUAGCUCAUGAGUUCUCAGCGCCGAAAACUCCUCAGCAGAAUGGGGUUGUGGAAAGGAAAAAUCGGACUCUUCAAGAGAUGGCUCGGGUUAUGUUAAAUGCCAAGAAAUUAUCCAAGAGACUUUGGGCUGAAGCGGUGAAUACAACUUGUUACAUUAGCAAUAGAGUGCAUCUUCGUCCUGGUACUAAACAAACCUCUUAUGAGUUGUGGAAAGGCAGAACACCAAAUUUGGCUUAUCUUCAUGUGUUUGGUUGCAAGUGCUUCAUUCUCAAUGAUAGAGAAAAUCUUGGUAAGUUUGAUACCAAGAGUGAUGAAGGAGUGUUUUUGGGGUACUCUACAAACAGUCGUGCCUACAGAAUAUACAACAUGAGAACCCAAGCUGUCAUGGAAUCCAUCAAUGUUGUGUUUAGUGACUUAGAAGACUUUUCUAGUUACUCAAAAGAAGAAGAAAUCCACACUCUUGUUGACACAUCCAUUCUGCCUGUUGCAUCACGAACUACAGAUGAACCAAGUGGAUCUAAAAUUGAGGCGAAUGAUGCUACCAUUGAAACUUCUGAGGCUUUUGAUGUGUCUUCCAUUCCAGAAAAUAUUGCUUCCUUUGAUUUAAAAAUUCAUCAGAAGAAGGGACCACCCACAUGGAUACCCAAAGUUCAUCCUCUAUCAUCCAUUGUAGGCAAUCCAAAUGAGCCUAAAUCAGUUAAGGACGCCCUUAAAGAUGAGAACUGGAUAUCUUCCAUGCAAGAUGAACUUCAUCAAUUUGAGAGAAUGAAAAAUAAGACUGAUGAAGUGAGAAAUGUGGUGCGCAACAAGGCUAGUUUAGUUGUUCAAGGGUAUACUCAGAUUGAGGGAGUAGACUUUGAGGAAACAUUUGCUCCGGUGGCUAGAUUGGAAUCCGUAAGACUCUUGUUGGUUGUGGCGUGUUACAUGAAGUUCAAGUUGUAUCAAAUGGAUGUCAAGAGUGCUUUCUUGAAUGGCAUCCUUGUGGAAGAGGCUUAUGUGUCGCAACCUCCUAGAUUUGAGGAUCCUCAUCAUGGAGAUCAUGUCUACAAACUGAAUAAGGCAUUGUAUGGGCUUAAGCAAGCCCCUCGGGCAUGGUAUGAUCGUCUUACAUCUUACUUGCUUGAUAAUGGGUAUACUAGAGAUGACAUAGUUUUUGGAUCCACUUGUGAGGCACACACUCACUACUUUGUUCAACUAAUGACAAAGGAAUUUGAAAUGAGCAUGGUUGGUGAACUAAGUUACAUUCUUGGUUUACAAAUCAAACAACUAGAUAAUGGCAUUUUAUUGUCUCAAUCUAAAUAUGCCAAAAAUAUGCUAAAAACGUUUGGUUUAGAAAAUGCAAAACAUGCUCGCACUCCUAUGGGCACCACUGCCAAAUUAAUCAAAGACAAAACAGGUAAAAAAGUUGAUGCAACACUGUAUAGAAGUAUGAUAGGCAGUUUACUCUACAUUACUGCUAGUUGUCCUGAUAUUUGUUUCAGUGUUGGGGUUUGUGCUAGAUAUUAA